UUAAUAGGAGGGCUGUGUUGCAGUGUGAGCAUGAGACAGUCGUGCUUGCGCGUGUGUGCGUUAAGUGUCAAGGCCUGAUUAUUCUGAAAUUGGGUGGCCUGAUUUUUGCUGUCUGUUCGGAAGGGCUCGCCAUGGUGCAGAGCAACGGACUAUAUGGCUAUAAGCCGAGAUGCCUCCGGUCCCUCUGGAAGUGGGAGCGGAUUGGGGAAGGGCCGACUGUGACCGCCAUCCUGGACUACAGUCAUAGCCGACGAGAGGCAAAGCUAAAGGUAAACGUUGAAGGGGGAAAGGAGGAGGAAAUGAGGGCAGACCAGGGUCUGCAGUUAGCGAUUACGGAGGCCAAAGACCCUGCUGAGAGGAGGUGUAGGAGAGAUGGGGUCACGGACGAGAUCAAGGUGAAGAUCACUUACUUGGAGGCGGAGACAUCAACGGACACGGUGGAACGAGAUCAGGAACACCUGGACCGGGACACUGAGGCGGAGAGUGACGCAAGUGACCUGAACGCGGAGACCCAAGGUCUGGGCGAUCGAUCGGUUAGGGUUAAGGCUAAGGAAGUGAGGAAGAUUGUUAGAAAAACUAGAUUACCAGUCAUCUAUCUUAAGGAGACGAAAAUCUUAGAGUCCAGGAUGAGGGGGGAUGGGUUGUCCCUUACUGAAUUUGGUCUCGGGGGCCCUUUCCAAUUAUGGGCUCUGACAGUAGGGACUAAAGGGGGAGUCGCAAUUAUUUUGACGAGGUUUUUCAUGGGCAAAGUCUUGGAUUUCUUCUGGGAUACAUUGGGAGAUUGGGCGUGGGUGUUCAUUGAAGAAGGGGGGAGGAAGUUGUUGGUGGCCACAAUUUAUGCUCCAGUGGAUGUCACAGAGCGCAAGUGGUUUCGGAGGAACUUUACGGCCUGUCUUCUGGAGACGGAUGCCAUGCUACUCAUUGGGGAUUUUAAUACGGUCAUUCGGCCGGGUAGGGACUCAGUUGUGUCGGGGGACCCAAAGCCGGAUGCGGACGCCUUGUGUGCCUUAAUGACUGAUAUGGCUUUGGUGGAUGCCUUUCGCAGAAUUUUCCCGGAUGACAGGAGUUUCACUUGGUUUGGGACCUCCCCUCUCCUACGAAGCAGGUUGGACAUGGCAUGGAUUUCGCCUGACCUCUUGCCGAACCUUCAGGGUUUUGACCAGCAGUUGGUGCCGAUAUCGGACCACAAGCUUAUUGUCACUUCGCUGGCCCUGCAUCCCCGAGUGCUCAGAAGGCCCCCUCCAAUGUCUAUUCCGACAUGGUUGUUGUCUGAUGCUCUUAACAGUGAACUUGUCCAACAACACUGGGAGUAUCGGCUUCGUUUGCGUCCUCAUCAUAUGUCGUUCCUGGAGCAUCUCCAGCACGGCAUCCGGGCCUCGGCGGCAAAUAUGAAGAGGAGGGCUAAGGCUUCGAGGCACGCGCAUGAUCAGACGGGUCAGGAGUACGUCUGCCGGAUGGAGGCGCUGGGCGAAAUUCCGCCAGCAGGGGGUGAGGAUGAAUGGUGGGCGGAGUGGGUUCUGUUGCAUUCAGAGUGGGCUAGCUGGCAGGCCCGUGAUGCGGAGCUGUGGGGGCUCAGCUCUAAGACUAAGUCGGUACGGGACGCAGAGCGCAUGUCCAAGGCAUUCUUUGCCCGAAUGAAGAGAACGUCUCAUUCGUCGUUGAUUGUGGCGAUGGGGCAUCCUUUUGAUCCGCUUGAGGGGAAAGCGGAAAAUACUGCUGACAUCCUCAGGUACGUCGAGCUGUUUUAUGAAAAUCUGUACCGUGAAGAUGAGUGUUGGCCGCAGGAGGACAUGGCCGCUGUGCCGACUAAGGAUGUGUGGGAUAAAUGUGCCAUCCGAGUGACGCUAGAGCAUAGGGCUUCUUUGGAUGUGCCCAUCACUCAUGAGGAAGUAGCACGGGCUCUGUCUGGGAUGCACAGGGGUAAGGCGCCAGGCCCAGAUGGUUUGUCGGCCGAGUAUUUGAUGAUUGCGAAAUCAUGUCUCUCAUGCCAGGCCAGAAGUAGAACUUGACAGUCUUAGAGUAGGUUGCCUCAGCAGCUCUGUGGCCACCUGCAACCCCCUCAUGUAGAACAACAAUUAUCUCCAGUUGUC
Molecule: messenger RNA, 2090 nt
Organism: Chara braunii
Lineage: Eukaryota; Viridiplantae; Streptophyta; Charophyceae; Charales; Characeae
Source: the annotation of a GenBank genome assembly